Molecule: messenger RNA, 2627 nt
Organism: Anopheles stephensi (Asian malaria mosquito)
Lineage: Eukaryota; Metazoa; Arthropoda; Insecta; Diptera; Culicidae
Gene: Arp3
Product: actin-related protein 3
Exons: 6
Coding region: 529-1785 (418 amino acids)
Biological process (GO): Arp2/3 complex-mediated actin nucleation
Cellular component (GO): actin cortical patch; Arp2/3 protein complex
Molecular function (GO): actin filament binding
Source: RefSeq, a predicted model, not a curated record
AAAUUGUACGUAAAGAGAAUCCGGCGAUAUCGUUGAACUUUGGACACGAUCGCGUAAACUGACACGUCCCCGAAAAGUUGCUGACAUUGCUUUGACAGGUACACAAGAAGAAGAUUUGUGUGCGGAAAAAACUAAACUCGGCAAUUUUGUUAUCAAAAGGAAAAUUUCUGUAGUGCAUGUAAUUUUCAAAAGGACCGAUUGCUAAUAUAUUGCUGCUAGUUGUAGUAGUCCUCCGUGUAUCGUAAUAUUUUGUAGGAGAUCCACGAAAACUACUUCUACACUCAGUCGCCGUCUCAGAAAGUUGAAGAAGAAGAAGAGCAAACAUUUCAGGUCGUAGCAGCAGGGCCCCGCAGAGAGUGCUUAGGUGUGGUUUUGUUUUGUCGAGCUAAGUGGUGCUCUAGUAGCGUGAAAUUCCUGUGCGUACGUAGCGAAUGGACGGUUUCUAGUGCCAACAGCCAAUAGCGUAGUAUUCCGAAGUAAAAUAUUGUCAAUUCGUGAGUGUGUAAAGCAAAGCUCUACAAACAAAAAAUGACCGGACGACUUCCAGCUUGUGUGAUCGAUGUAGGAACUGGCUAUACAAAACUCGGCUUCGCGGCGAACAAGGAACCACAAUUUAUCAUCCCUUCCGCUAUUGCGAUCAAAGAGUCGGCCAAGGUGGGCGAUCAGAGUGCUCGCCGCGUGACCAAGGGAGUGGAAGACCUGGACUUCUACAUCGGCGAUGAAGCGUUCGAUGCGACCGGAUACUCGGUGAAGUACCCGGUACGCCAUGGGCUGGUCGAAGACUGGGACCUGAUGGAGCGGUUUCUGGAGCAAUGCAUUUUCAAGUACCUUCGUGCGGAACCGGAAGAUCACCACUUUCUGCUAACAGAGCCGCCACUGAACACGCCCGAAAAUCGUGAAUACACUGCUGAAAUCAUGUUCGAAACGUUCAACGUCCCGGGGCUGUACAUUGCGGUGCAAGCCGUACUAGCGCUAGCUGCUAGCUGGGCAUCCCGCCCGGUCGAGGAGCGUACGCUAACCGGCAUUGUGGUGGACAGCGGUGACGGUGUAACGCACGUUAUCCCGGUGGCGGAAGGAUACGUGAUCGGAUCCUGCAUUAAGCACAUUCCUAUUGCCGGUCGCAACAUUACCUCGUUCAUUCAGAGCUUGCUGCGUGAGCGUGAGGUCGGCAUUCCCCCCGAGCAGAGCCUGGAGACGGCCAAAGCUAUCAAGGAGCGGUACAGCUACAUCUGUCCGGACAUUGCGAAAGAGUUUGCAAAGUAUGACGCCGAGCCGACGAAGUGGAUGCGCCAUUACGAGGGCAUCAAUGCGAUUACGAAGCAACCGUUCGGUGUGGACGUUGGGUAUGAGCGCUUUCUGGGGCCUGAAAUUUUCUUCCAUCCCGAAUUUUCGAACCCCGACUUUACGACCCCGCUGUCGGAGAUUGUCGACACGGUCAUACAGAACUGUCCGAUCGAUGUGCGAAGACCGCUGUACAACAAUAUUGUGCUGAGCGGUGGAUCUACCAUGUUCCGUGAUUUUGGACGUCGGCUGCAGCGCGAUAUUAAGCGGAGCGUUGAUGCGCGGUUGAGGAUUAGUGAAAAUCUUAGCGAAGGAAGAAUUAAGCCAAAACCAAUUGAUGUGUCGGUGAUAUCCCAUCAUAUGCAGCGAUAUGCCGUUUGGUUCGGGGGCAGUAUGUUAGCUUCUACGCCUGAAUUUUAUCAAGUGUGUCACACGAAAGCUGCCUACGAAGAGUAUGGGCCCGGUAUAUGCCGCCACAAUCCUGUGUUUGGAACCAUGACAUAAGGGAAAUAUAGUACGUGACCACAUUUGGCUUACCGAUCCAUACAUAACGCCAGUCAAACACACACACACACACACAGUAGUGUAGUUGAAUGAAAUGGUCGAUCAUGGGCAAACUGAACACACCCGAAACGGGAAAAAGGGCUUUAAGCCCCUUUUUCGGCUAAAACAUUACUAUUUACCAAAAGUAAUCCUGGUACGUUAGUUUGCUUCGUGUGCAAACUGGUGAAUUAAGGAGUAAGUCCGCCGCAAAUUGCAUUUUAAAACAUUUAUUAUUGUAUACUUUUUUGUGCUGUUUUGUUUACAUGCUUGUUGUAAUGCAAGCAAUGUUAUUUCACGAAAACGAUAAUACGAUAACUUUCAUUUCCUAAUCAAAAACAUUGUGUCGAGCAAUCGACGGUUCGAGCACGUACCCCCGUGGUAGCAUUUGCAAUAGAAUAUAAAUAAGAACUUUCUUUUUAAAAUUUCCCCUCCUUAAGUUAGUGGCUCCGUUGGCUACCAAUGUAAGAUAUUGUUGAACGAUACCAGUACACUCCCUUUCUCGGAAAUAAUUAAACAAAUUUUCUAAAUGAAAUUCAUCGGUAGACAAAUAAAGCAAUAGCGUGUACGAACCAGCUCUUCUAGUAUUGUUGCAUUGAAGAUAAAAAAAGGCCCCAUUUAAUACCUUCCAUUCGGAAUAGACAGUAUUGUACGCUUAACGCAUCGAGCUCUUCACUUCAUUUGGUUUCUGGCGGUAUCGUUGGUCCGUUUUUUCCGUUCUGGUAAAAUUAGUGGAAUUAUUGUUUCGCAAAAUGUAUUUCCAGAGUGCACGUAAUUCGAUAAUAAAGUUACGUUAAGAACCUCGA